AGAAACCAGCAAGCAAAUCAUGGCGGACCUACCCCGACCGAGAGUCAACCCUUCACGACCGUUCACAAAUACAGGAGUGGACUUCACUGGACAUGUAGAGGUCAAGGCUAACAAGGGACGGGGGGUUAAAACGACGAAAGGGUACAUAGCUGUAUUCGUCUGCCUUGCGACAAAGGCAGUGCAUCUUGAGCUGGUGUCUGACUUAAGUACACCUGCGUUCCUGGCGGCAUUCCGACGGAUGGCCGCUCGCCGUGGCACUCCUCGGCAUGUUUACUCGGACAACGGUACCAACUUUGUUGGAGCUGACAAGACACUGAGACAAGAAUACAAAGCAAUCCUUGACACUAUUGACACAUCAUUCAUCAAAAGCAUCAAUGAGCUCGGCGUCACCUGGCACUUCAAUGCGCCUUCCUGGCCCAGCGCUGGCGGGUUAUGGGAAAGCGCCGUAAAGAGCAUGAAGUUCCACCUGAAGCGGGUCCUGGGACACCAAAAGCUGACAUAUGAGGAGUUCAUUACAUUGUUACACCAAAUCGAGGCGUGCAUGAACUCCCGACCAUUGUGCCCCCUGUCUGAAGAUCCUGAUGACGAAGUUCUCACACCUGGACAUUUUCUGGUGGGUGACUCACUGCUAGUAAGGCCACAAACCGAUCCUGAUAACAUUAACUUAUCAGCUCGAUGGCACCUUGUGCAGACUAUGAACAAGCAGUUUUGGAGAAAGUGGUCAAACACGUACCUCCAACACCUACAAUCCAGAUCAAAAUGGAGACAACCUAGUGAGAAUAUGAAGGUCGAUGACAUUGUCGUUAUUAAAGAAGACAACAUGCCACCUGGGAAGUGGGCUAUUGGACGUAUCACUGAAGUUCACCCCGGGAAAGACGGCUUUGUGCGAGUCGUAAGUGUGAAAACACAACACAACGUCAUAAAGCGCCCUAUCACUAAGCUUGUUAAGCUGCCUGUCCACAACGACUCACAACGUGAUCAAGAACAUAUACCAAAGGGUAACCAGAACCAAGGACAGCAUCGACGUGUUGGCGGCAGCAAGAAGACAUCUAUGAGUAACUUUAUAUUCCUAACACUUGUUGCAUUCAUGUCAAUAUUAUCACCAAGUAUGCAACAGGAUAUAAACCUCUUUAAAAUCACCGCCAUCGAUGAAAGCCAGAAUUUAUAUUUUGAUAAAAUAUCAGAUUUACGACACAUCAAGGACGAGUGGAAGUUAGUCAUGUAUUACAACAUGACAUCUUAUUGGCAAGGGCUCUCGGCGAUAAAACAGUACGUCACUCAUGUGAAGUCAUUGUGCUACGUAAAUACACCUCACGAUAGUGCCGUGACGCAACUGCAACAUGAGAUCAACGAAAUCGAACACUACAACAACUUACUGCGUUAUAAAAACAAACGAGUACGAAGAGGCCUUUUGAAUGGCGUUGGCUACUUGGCAAGUUCAUUAUUUGGAGUUCUUGACGAAAGAUUUGCUGAUCAAUACAGAAGGGACAUAGAAGCGAUCACUCACAAUGAAAAUCACCUUCAAACCCUGAUAAAAAAUCAGACACUUGUGAUUGAAUCUGAAUACAACAUCAUCAAACGGAAUGAAGAAAUAAUGAACAAACAAGUUAGCUUUAUUAAGGACACACUUAAAAAUGUCACCUGGGAAGUUGGUCAAGUGCGACUAGACAAUCAAAAUAGCAACUACCUCAUUUCAUCGUCUUUAGCUGCAAGCAUUAUCCUGACAAACCUGCGACGUAUGCAAGAUGUGUUGCUUAACACAGUCACGGAUAUAAGUCAUGGUUACAUAGACAUACACUUGUUUUCGCCUGAACAACUAGAACAUCAAGUUAACAUUAUAUCUGGACAAUUGCAUGGAGACCUCGCAUUACCGACCGACAUAAACGAUAUAAGACAGCUUUACAAACUUCUAAAGGUAUUCGCGAGAGUCAUUGAGAACUACCUUAUCAUCGAAGUCAGAGUUCCUCUCGUAAGCAAUGAAGUAUACGAGUUAAACAAGAUUAUCACUGUGCCCGUAAGGGAGCGAGGAAAGAUGCGCUAUGUCAUAUCUCCUUAUCAAUACAUAGCAUUCGACCUCAAGAAAGACACUGCUUUCCUUUUGGCGGAUCAUCAUUUACAAACUUGCAUUUCUACCCAAAGGGAUACUAUUCUCUGCUCCUUGGAUGAACCACUAUAUGACUUAAAAAUAAAGAGUUCAAUCUGCAACAUAAAACUAAUUGUAAAUGAUGUCACUACAAAUGAAUCACCAUGCUUAUCACUCGUAGCGCCGUGCACAGCCGACAAGUGGAUCAAGUUACACCCGCAAAACAGCUGGUUGUACUCAUGUUGCGACAAAUGCAUGGUGCGCAUAUUCUGUGCUACGGGAACAGCUGUGCAUAGUUUAAAGGGAACUGGAGUUAUAACGCUAGGUCAAGGUUGCGUGAUUAAAGGCGAAACCUUCACUAUUCGUUCACACAACCAAUUCUUGAGCAAGAUGCAUCAGCAAAUGGACAUUGUGGAAGUCCCGAAGACAUCUAUACUGAAUACCAUCAUCAACAGUAGUUAUAUAGACUCAUCCAUCCCUGUCGAAGAUCACCAGUUGAUAUACAAUCAGUUGCAAAAGGACAUUGAUCAGCUAAAGGGAAAAUCUUCCGAACAAAUCAAUGCUCAUGACAUUCAUCACUAUGCUGCUACCUACAUCCUACUAGCAUCAAUUCUGAUUAUUACAUGUUGCGCUGUUUACUAUUGGAGACGUCGUAAACAGGGCCUCCCUGCGCCGACUAUUGAAGAAGAAACCAUUCCUCACGCAGUCAGCACGUUCAGCAUCGAUCGAGGGACAUCAACUUCUCCUAUAACUACGCAACGAUUCAAAGUGCCUACUAUUAAUGUUUAACCUCAACUUUAUUGUUAUUAUGUCCUAUUUUUUUUAUUAUUUGUUUGUUUCUUUUAAAUGGGCAAGAUGUACGAGUCAUCGUAUCAUGUUUCGACACUAUAAUUAAUAAAACAGUGCAAAUUAGCCACUCGGCGGAAUCGGUCGUUUUCAUUGACAAUACCUUUUCCCCUACAUCUCGACAUUUUCUAUCACCUUUGACUUCCUAUCAAUUAUCCUAUCACUAAAUGUAGAGAUCACUACAUAGGUUUUUUUAUCUGUCU
Messenger RNA from Helicoverpa armigera (cotton bollworm), 3132 nucleotides. RefSeq lists its product as uncharacterized. The coding region runs from base 20 to 2872 and encodes 950 amino acids. NCBI's taxonomy places the organism in Eukaryota, Metazoa, Arthropoda, Insecta, Lepidoptera, Noctuidae. The record is from RefSeq and is a predicted model, not a curated record. The transcript has a single exon. Gene Ontology annotation, molecular function: nucleic acid binding. Gene Ontology annotation, biological process: DNA integration.